Messenger RNA from Syzygium oleosum, 1392 nucleotides. RefSeq lists its product as uncharacterized. Gene Ontology annotation, molecular function: tRNA (guanine(46)-N7)-methyltransferase activity. Gene Ontology annotation, biological process: RNA (guanine-N7)-methylation; tRNA methylation. Bases 90 to 1079 code for a protein of 329 amino acids. The transcript is spliced from 8 exons. Gene Ontology annotation, cellular component: tRNA methyltransferase complex. The record is from RefSeq and is a predicted model, not a curated record. NCBI's taxonomy places the organism in Eukaryota, Viridiplantae, Streptophyta, Magnoliopsida, Myrtales, Myrtaceae.
AUAAAACCCCACUCCCAAAUGGGUUCCGCUUUUCUUCUGAUGCAGGAGCUUCCAUGAAUGCCUGAAAGUCGAAGCUCGAGCCGGCAUCAAUGGCUAUCGUCACCACCCCGUUCUCCGCUUCCUUGCGCGCUCCUCUCGCUUCUUCACCUCCAUUCCUCCGCAUCGCCAAGCUCGCCGCGGCGACCUGCGCUCAUCGUCUCCGGUGUUACGGCGGUAGCAGCAGCAGCAGCAGCACCGCCGCAGUCCAGCCGCAACCGCAGCAACGGCAGCAAGAAGGGAGGAAUCAGCUGCGGAGCCCCGACCUCGUGGCCUUAGAGUACGCGGACCUCAACCUCCCCCACAAGCUCUCCGAGGAAUUGGGUCAUGUCAGGAUCAGGCAACAUGUCAAUCCCCUCAGUUCUUCCUUCUCGAUGCCUGCCCAAGCGCCGAACUGGGACGAGGUUUUGGAGGACCCGACCUUGCCUUUGAUGGUGGACAUUGGGUGCGGCAGUGGCAGACUUCUCAUGUGGCUCGCAAAAGCAAAUCCCUCGGGAAACUAUCUGGGACUGGAAAUCCGGCAGAAAGUAUGGCAUGAACACCUUGGGUUACUUCUAGCACACUCAGCAAUGACUCUGAUUCUUGCUAAGCGUGCAGAAUGCUGGGUAAAGGAGCUGGCUCUAAAGAACAUACAUUUUCUGUUUGCAAAUGCCACAGUUUCUUUCAAAAAUAUAAUGUCCACUUACCCAGGUCCUUUGAUGUUAGUUUCAAUCCUUUGUCCAGAUCCUCAUUUCAAGAAAAAGUAUCACAAGAGAAGGGUUGUGCAGAAGCCUUUGGUAGAUUCUAUUUUGGAUAGUCUAGCGCCUGGGGGAAAGGUAUUUAUACAGUCUGAUGUGCUCGAAGUGGCCAUGGACAUGAGAAAUCUAUUCGACGAGAGGUGCGAUUUGCUUCAACACGUCGAUUCGAUCGAUACGACAAUUUUGUGCGAUGUGGAUGGAUGGUUACUGAAAAACCCAAUGGGGAUACGAACAGAGAGAGAAAUCCAUGCAGAAUUCGAAGGCGCGAAGAUGUACAGAAGAUUGUACCAGAAGAAGCUGGUGUAAUUUCAGGGUGGCGUUGCCCAAGGAUAGGUUGCGUUGAGGAGGAAAGGUCAUAGGUUGUUUUGUAUUUGCUUAUGCUGGAAAGAUUCUUGUUCUUUCUAUUUCUUUACCCUCUAGGUUAGGAUAAGAGCCAUAUUGCCACCUACUCUUGAACAACUCCACUACCUCUCUCCUUCCUACCAACUUCUCCAUCAUCCUCUGCUCAGCAAUUUACAGCCACAGGUCAUGCAUGUUGCUUUCACCGAAAAUCAUGGCUUUUUUUCAUUAGUUUCUUUUGUUUUUAUCUUGAAUUAAGAAAAGUCUCAAUGUUUACCCA